AUGUGCCACCGUGUGUGCUCGCCCGUUCAUGCCUUCCCAUUCACCUGGGGGCUGGCAGUUGGCAGUUGGCACUACGACGGAGUGGCCAAGCUCAGCGAGAUUGCUACAGGGCCCCUGGUGUCGACAGAGCUGGGGCGUGUCCUUAUAGAGACCUCGAGCACACACAAGACGCUCAAUGACAGCCUGGAAGAAAACUUCAAAAAAUUCCACCAGGAGAUCAUCGAGCUGGAGAAGAAGACGGAAUUGGAUGUAAAGUACAUGAGCGCAACAUGGAAGCAAUACCAAACAGAGCACAGGAGCAAGCCGGACUCCUUGGAGACAUCGCAGGCUGAGCUGCAGAAGAUCCGGAGGAAGAGCCGUGCACGGAACACACUCAAGUACGAGCACAAGCAGACGGAGUACGUGGAAACCGUCAUUUCUCGUCAGAUGGAAAUCCAGAAGUUCAUCGCUGACGGCUGCAAGGGUGCCCUGCUUGAAGAGAAGAGACGCUUCUGCUUCCUGAUUGACAAGCACUGCGGGUUUGCAGGCCACAUGCAUCACCUCCAGUCUGCAGAGUUGCUCAGUGCCAAGCUGCCCUGGUGGCAGGAGACAUGUGGUGAUGCCACCACGGUGCCAGACAAGAUCAUGAACAUGCGAGAAGAGAUCAAGACGCCGCGCUCACCCGUGUCCGGGAUGCCUCGGCCCUCGCCAAUGGUCCAGAGAAGCAACGUGGUUGGGAAAGAUGAUGACACCCUUUCUAAAUAGUCACCAAAGAUGACCCCAGCCAAUUCCACUAAAGCCUACAGCGGUCCCCUGAUCGAUAUGUUUAAUAACCCAGCAACCGUGGCCCAGAAUUCAGAAAGGACAAACAGUUCAACGGAGCCGCCUGAGGACCCGAGUCUCCAGUGCUCGGUGUCCGUGGCCACGGGCCUGAACCUGAUAAAGAAGCAGAAGGUGAGGGCCAUUGUCGCCCAUGCCGACGGCGGGAACAAGACCCUGCUCAGCUUUGCCAAGGGGGCCGGCAUCACGCUGCUCAUCCCCGAGGAGAAGGACGGCUGGCUCUGUGGGGAGCUGGAUGCCACCAAGGUGAGAGGCUGGUUCCCGUCGUCGUACACACAGGUGCUGGAGGGGAACGCAGAGGAAGCAGCCGCCCCGCCUGUGCCAAGCCCUGUGCCCGUGCGGAGCGUCAGCACCGUGAACCUGGCUGAGCAGAGCCAGGUCUUCUUCCCUCCGCCAGAUUACCAAGACUGUCUCUCCACGGGGGCGGCUGCAGACAAGAGAGGAGAGGCUCCCACACAGACCUCGACCUUCAGAGUGACAGCGCCCAAGCCAGGAGCCGUGUCUCCUAAUGAUGCCAACGGGAUGGCAAAGCCCCCGUUCCUAAGCGGAGAGAACCCCUUUGCUACCGUGAAGCUGUGCCCGAUGGUGACCAACGACCGGUCUGCUCCCAUCAUCCGGUGA
Echinops telfairi (small Madagascar hedgehog) is the source of this 1440-nucleotide messenger RNA. RefSeq names its product brain-specific angiogenesis inhibitor 1-associated protein 2-like protein 1. Gene Ontology annotation, biological process: plasma membrane organization; positive regulation of actin filament polymerization; actin filament bundle assembly. Lineage: Eukaryota; Metazoa; Chordata; Mammalia; Afrosoricida; Tenrecidae. Gene Ontology annotation, cellular component: nucleoplasm; cytosol. The record is from RefSeq and is a predicted model, not a curated record. Gene Ontology annotation, molecular function: protein binding.